Messenger RNA from Arxiozyma heterogenica, 1491 nucleotides. It is a transcript of the gene UGA2, whose product is annotated as succinate-semialdehyde dehydrogenase (NAD(P)(+)). Lineage: Eukaryota; Fungi; Ascomycota; Saccharomycetes; Saccharomycetales; Saccharomycetaceae. The record is from RefSeq and is a predicted model, not a curated record. The coding region runs from base 1 to 1491 and encodes 496 amino acids. Gene Ontology annotation, biological process: GABA catabolic process. Gene Ontology annotation, molecular function: succinate-semialdehyde dehydrogenase (NAD+) activity. The transcript has a single exon. Gene Ontology annotation, cellular component: cytoplasm.
AUGGCAGAGACUACUUAUUUGUUGGAGAACAUCCAAAAUAAGGAGUUGAUUAGAAGAGGUCCAUUUAUUAAUGGUCAUUGGUUGGAAAAGAGUGAAAGUGGUGAAACUUUUAAUGUGACCGACCCUGCCAAUGGAAAGAUUCUUAAUACUUUACCAGAUUUAUCUCUUAACGAGGUGGAACAGGCCAUUAAAGGUGCCCAUGAUACCUUUUAUAACACUUAUAAAAAUACAACACCAAGACAAAGAGCACAAUGGUUACGUACCAUACAUGAUUUAAUGUUGGAAAAUGCAGAUGAUUUAGCCAGAAUUAUUACUUUGGAAAAUGGUAAGUCUUUAGCAGAUGCUUUAUCAGAAGUAAAAUAUGCUGCUUCUUAUUUCCUUUGGUACUCGGAAGAAGCUCCGAGACAAUAUGGUGCUACAAUCCAACCUUCUAUAAGUUCAAAUAGGGUGUUCACUAUCAGACAACCUAUCGGUGUUUGUGCAGUAAUUUGUCCUUGGAAUUUCCCAAGUGCAAUGAUCACAAGAAAAGCAGCAGUGGCAUUAGCUACAGGGUGUACAGUGGUUGUCAAACCUGAUCAUGAAACACCAUUGUCAGCUCUAGCCUUAGGUUACUUAAUUGAAAAAUCUGGUGUUCCUUCUGGAGCAUUCAAUGUUGUGAUUAGUGGCACUAAAACUGCUAAACUUGGUACUAUGCUGUGUGAAUCACCAUUAAUUAAAAAAUUGACUUUCACUGGUUCUACAAGAGUUGGAAAAAUAUUAAUGGCACAAUCAGCUUCUAAUAUUAAGAAGUUAUCAUUAGAAUUAGGGGGUAAUGCACCAUUUAUUGUUUUUAAGGAUGCAGAUAUUGAACAUGCUGUAAAUCAACUUCUACUUUGCAAAUUCAGAGGAUUAGGCCAAACAUGUGUCUGUGCCAAUAGAAUAUAUGUUCAGGCCGAAAUUUUAGACCAAUUUGUUUCUUUAUUGAAGAGUAAAGUUGAACAGUUUAAAAUUGGACAUGGCCUUUCAAAGGGAACGACCCAUGGUUGCUUGAUCAAUACACAAACUUUAGACAAAGUUGAGUAUCACAAGAAAGAUGCUAUUGAAAAAGGUGCGGCUGUAGUAACAGAGGGAGGUCCACUUCCAGAAUUGGGUCCAACAUUUUAUAAACCAUGUAUUUUAUCAAAUGUCCCAUAUAGUGCCGUGGUUGCCAAGGAAGAAACAUUUGGUCCAUUAUGUCCAAUCUUCACCUUUAACUCUAUGGAAGAAGUAAUCAGAGAAGCAAAUGAUACCGAAUUUGGUUUAGCAUCUUAUGUGUUUUCUAAAGAUAUCAAUAUUAUUUUCCAUAUGGCUGAGGCUUUGGAAGCUGGUAUGGUGUCCUGUAAUACUGGUAUAUUUUCAGAUGCUGCCAUUCCAUUUGGUGGUAUAAAAGAAUCUGGUUUUGGUAGAGAAGGUUCAUUAUAUGGUAUUGAAGAUUACACUGUUGUGAAGACUGUGAAUAUUGGUAAUUUAUAA